AUGAGCCGGCAAAACGACGUGCUUAAAGAAUUUGAUCCGUUGCAGCAGAAUACAGACUCGGAACAUGUGGUAAAGCAGACCGAAUCCGUAGGGAUAAGGGUUCAUGACAAGCCGGACUGCAGAGCGCAAGAAAAAUCCAAAUAUGAUGAACCAGAUACUUCUGGGGAAGCUACCAGUGAUGUAGAGACAUUCUACGAUUUUCAACUCUUCGCUAAACAGUUGCAAGAGCCAAGCGCUGAGCCAAUUAUAAAAUAUUCGAAAUCAUUUUUGAGGAACUUUCAAACUCAACGACUGUUGUGGACAGCCAGAGAGCAGCAGAAGCUGAUAAACGAUUUUAAAAUAUUUAUUUAUGACAAGUUUUUGGAAUAUGAGCCGUUUAAAUCGUUAGACGCAAUAAUGUUACGAAAUGCCCAGGAGGGAAUUGAGAAAUUGAUAAUGGGAAAACUUCACAAUAAAUGCUUUUCACCUUGUCUCAAAAGCUUGGGAAGUAACCUGGAUGAAGAACACAAACAAGAUUUGAUUGAUGAUAAAAGCUUGCAAAAUAAAGUUGAAGAAUUCAAAUUUAUAAAGCCUGCAGAUCUAGACAUCGAUGAUUCAUUAUCUGACCGUUUGGAUACUUUUGUAAAAUUCUCUGGAAAAGAACUGAAUAAGAUAAAUCGAUUCAAAGCGCCUCGCGACAAAAUGAUCUGCAUUCUAAACUCCUGUAAAGUUAUAUUUGGAAUACUAAGGCAUCAUACCGUUGAGGAAAAAGGUGCGGACAAUUUCAUUCCAAUCCUAAUAUAUACCAUUUUGAAAAAUAACAUUCAAGCAUUGGGCUCUAAUGUGAAAUAUAUUGAACGUUUUAGAUAUGAGGAAUUCAUUCGUGGUGAGGCCUCUUACUAUUUGAACAGUCUUCAGGCCGCCAUCAAUUUUAUUGUAACAUUAGAAAAAAGCUCACUGUCAACAGAUCACGACAGCAGUUUCGAAGAUAGAUACCAAGAGAACCAGAGCACCAUACAACAAGAGACAAAUGAUGAUGACAAGGCCAGCAGAGACGAUAUUCUGAGCUCUGAAGACUACGAACAUAAUGGAGCCUUAGACCAUCAGCAUAAAAGAAAUAAUAAGAGCACAUUACCAAGUGACUACAUCUUACAUCCAUUAGACAACGCUGCUAAUGCCGUAAUGCAGAAAUUCAAUGAAUUGCUCUUCGUGUCAAAACAUGAAAACCGAGAGCACAGCAACUCGGGUAGCGGAUCUAACCAUCCCGAUCAACUUAAUGACAACGAGAAUGUCGAACAGUUGGCCAAAAAACUGCAAGAACAAGAGCAAAGAAAUACCCUGGAAACUUUGCAGGCGAUGUUCCCGGAAAUGGACGAUGCCAUUAUAGAAGAUGUAUGUAUUGCAAAGAAAUAUAGAGUGGGAGCAACUGUUGAUGUUCUGCUGUCGUUAUGA
Messenger RNA from Zygotorulaspora mrakii, 1431 nucleotides. RefSeq names its product guanine nucleotide exchange factor VPS9 (gene VPS9). The record is from RefSeq and is a predicted model, not a curated record. The transcript has a single exon. Gene Ontology annotation, molecular function: ubiquitin binding; guanyl-nucleotide exchange factor activity; small GTPase binding. The coding region runs from base 1 to 1431 and encodes 476 amino acids. Gene Ontology annotation, cellular component: endocytic vesicle; cytosol. NCBI's taxonomy places the organism in Eukaryota, Fungi, Ascomycota, Saccharomycetes, Saccharomycetales, Saccharomycetaceae. Gene Ontology annotation, biological process: vesicle-mediated transport.